AUGACAAUCCAAGUCCUCACCUUUUUCUGCAGUAAGACCACGCAGCCGCUACUGCUGUUACGAGUAUACGAUGGGGUACUUGAUGGGAUCAUCUUGCAGGAGCAGAUUGUUGUUGGGAAAAAUGUGCGCGGCCGCACAGUGGACCGGCGUAAAGUGAUAAUGUCGUACUUUCGCGUUAGUCUGGUCAGUGAGUGCCUGAGUCACCACCGCCAGUGCCUGAGUCACCACCGCCCAGUGCCCGAGUGUGUCACCACCGCCAGUGCCCGAGUCACCACCGCCAUGAACUGCAGUCACCGCGCCCAGUUGCCCCGAGUCACCACCUGCCAGUGCCCGAGUCACCACCGCCAGUGCCCGAGUCUGUCACCACAGUGCCAGUGGCCUGAGUCACCACCGCCAGUGCAGAGUCACCAACCGCCAGUGCCCGAGUCACACCAACAGCCAGUGCCCGAGUCAACGAGUCCCACCACCGCAGUGCCCGAGUCAACAAAGCCCCGUGCCCGAGUCCUGAGUCCACCGCCAGUUCCCACCCCAGUGUCUCCGGAGUCCGCAGUGCCCGAGUCGCCAGUCAGUCGCCAGUGGUGGGUCCCACAGAGUGGGCCAGUGCCUGAGUCACCACCGCCAGUGCCCGAGUCACCACCGCCAGUGCCCGAGUCACCACCGCCAGUGCCCGAGUCACCACCGCCAGUGCCCGAGUCACCACCGCCAGUGCCUGAGUCACCACCGCCAGUGCCCGAGUCACCACCGCCAGUGCCCGAGUCACCACCGCCAGUUCCCGUGUCUCCACCGCCCGUACCGGAGUCACCGCCACUCUCCGGCGCAGUCGUCGUAGUCGUCGUGGUGGUAGUGGUGGUGGUAGUGCUGGAUGUCAACUCCUCCAGUUCACGGCUCAGUCGGUUCCUUUGGCCGGCCAUCGCCAAAGUAGAAACGAACAGACAAAAAGACAGCAGACUGAGGAAAACUAUGAUUUUGUUGUUCAACAUCCAUCCCACGGUCCUCUCUAGG
Messenger RNA from Iphiclides podalirius (scarce swallowtail), 1002 nucleotides. NCBI's taxonomy places the organism in Eukaryota, Metazoa, Arthropoda, Insecta, Lepidoptera, Papilionidae. The record is from the annotation of a GenBank genome assembly.